AUGUAUCCGUCCAAGCCUAGCGAGCUGGCCGGGGCGGCGCCGGUGACCGGCAUCCCCGUCGGCGGCCCAGCCGCCGCCUCCCAGUGGUCCUCCGGCCUCUUCGACUGCUUCGACGACUGCGGCCUCUGCUGCCUGACGUGCUGGUGCCCGUGCAUCACGUUCGGUCGCGUCGCGGAGAUCGUGGACCGUGGCGCGACGUCGUGCGGCACGGCGGGGGCGCUCUACGCGCUGCUGGCCUACUUCACGGGCUGCCAGUGGAUCUACUCCUGCACGUACCGCGGCAAGAUGCGCGCCCAGUUCGGCCUCCCGGACACGCCCUGCUGCGACUGCUGCGUCCACUUCUGCUGCGAGACGUGCGCGCUCUGCCAGCAGUACAAGGAGCUCAAGGCCCGCGGAUUCGACCCCGUCAUCGGCUGGGACCUCAACGCCGCCCAGAGGGGCGCCGCCGCCGCCAUGUACCCGCCGCCGGCACAGGGGAUGGGACGCUGA
This is a messenger RNA of Miscanthus lutarioriparius, 489 nucleotides long. Lineage: Eukaryota; Viridiplantae; Streptophyta; Magnoliopsida; Poales; Poaceae. The record is from the annotation of a GenBank genome assembly.